Molecule: messenger RNA, 2379 nt
Organism: Diaporthe amygdali
Lineage: Eukaryota; Fungi; Ascomycota; Sordariomycetes; Diaporthales; Diaporthaceae
Exons: 14
Coding region: 1-2379 (792 amino acids)
Biological process (GO): transmembrane transport; superoxide metabolic process; carbohydrate transport
Cellular component (GO): membrane
Molecular function (GO): carbohydrate:proton symporter activity; metal ion binding
Source: RefSeq, a predicted model, not a curated record
AUGUAUUACAGGUUGCUGCCGUCACUGCUCCUCCUGCCAUCUGCGCUUGGAGUUGUCAUACGUCAAAGUACCGUGGAUGGCAUCACCACAGGGACACUGGGUAAUGCGACAGCAGUAGACAGCAAUCCACAAGGAGCGUCAUUCAAGGCGACAUUCCCAACAGACAAGCAAUUUACGCCCACGCCAAAUGGAAAUGUCAAAGGCGUCGUCCUGGCACAAACAGGAAGGGAUGGAAAGGGCGUUAGAUUCGAUGUUAUGCUCGACAACCUUCCGGACGAAGGUGGUCCCUUUUUAUAUCAUGUUCAUAUGGAACCUGUCCCUCCAGAUGGGAACUGCAAUGCGACGCUCGCUCAUCUUGACCCCUUCCAACGAGGCGAGAAGCCGCCUUGUGAUGCUGCCCUCCCAAUGACCUGCCAGGUGGGAGAUCUCGCGGGCAAGUACGGAGCCAUCACCACAAGUCCGUUCAUGGCCUCAUACACCGACUCUUUCACGGCAACGUCCGACGACAAGGCCUUCAUCGGUAACUUGAGUGCGUGGGCGUUUGGGGGGCCAGGGCUUGCCGGUGAUUUGAGCGUCGCUGUGGUGGAUGGCGAUGGAUGGAAAGGCACAGGUGGAGACUGGAGCUGGGCUUAUCUACUCACCGUCGUCGGUGGUUCCAAACGUGUGCAUUCCGACGCCAGUGCCGCAGCUCCGUGCCAAGUGGCGGCGCCGUGGAUCUUGUGUGACUACACAACGACAAUGGCCAAUUUCGAAGAUAAGGUGAAUGGCACUUGGCUGAUUGCCUUAAUCACCCUUUUGGAUGCAUUCAAUUCUUGCUGGUUUGGGUACGACCAAGGUGUUUUCGCUGGAGUGCUCGUCUCCCCAGAUUUCCUAAGGCAGUUUCCAGCAACCCUUGAUGCAGACGUCUCCGGGAUUACGUCGAGCUGCUUUUUUCUGGGUGCGUUCUUUGGCGCCAUCGCGGCUUUUAUACUAGGAGACAAGCUUGGCCGUCGCAGAACUAUAGCCCUGGGUGUCCUUUGCAAUGUUGUGGGCUCAGUCUUGCAGGCUUUCUCGUGGCAUCUGCCGCAGAUGAUCGUUGGCCGCCUUAUCAACGGAUUCGGUAUUGGCCUCGUAUCAUCCAUGUCCCCGGUCUAUCUAUCUGAGUGCGCGCCAUCUCACGUACGUGGCAUGCUUCUGGCGGUCGGGGCAUGUUGUAACGUGGCGUGCUUCUGCGUUGCCAACUGGAUUGCUUUUGGUCUUUACCACGACGACUCAGCAUUUCAAUGGCGGUUUCCUCUCGCUUUCCAGCUGAUUUUUCUUUUCAUUGUCGCUCCGAUCCUAUUCUUCGUUCCGGAAUCUCCCCGGUGGCUGCUCCUUGUUGACCGCGACGAGGAGGCGUUGCAUGUGCUGUCCAGAUUGGCAGGCCACAGCAAAAAUAUUGGGGAGUCAACUGUGACUGCUGAAUACCAGUCAAUCAAAGCAGCUAUCCAGAUGGAGAGAGACGACAGAGUCCCUCUGAUUGACGUUUUGUGUCAUCGAGACAAAUCACAAAAUUUCCGCCGGCUGAUCCUUGGCUGCGGUACCCAGUUCAUGCAACAGUUCAGGCAAGUACAUAUUGCAUUGAAAGCGAAGCGAGCACUUGUUAUGAACCUCCUGCUAACUCAAAUGAACAGCGGAAUCAAUGCACUAGGCUUCUACCUCCCGACUCUGUUGCAGGGAGAUGUUGGAUACAAUCAGCAAAUGAGCCGACUCAUUACAGCUAUAAGCAGCACCGUCUACGUGUUUUGCAGUUUUGUAUGUCUACUGAUGAUUGAUCGAUUUGGACGUCGGAAGUACUCGCCGAUCCUUAUGGGUGUCUGUCACAUCGUGGCUUGCAUUUGUCUCGCGGUAGGGGAAAAUGACACUUCGAAGACUCAGAUUAUGGGAAAAGUUGCAACAGCUAUGUUCAUUCUAUAUCACGUGUUCUUUGGCCUAGGAUACUCAAGUGUUCCUUGGGUCUACAGUGCAGAAGUGAGCUCUCUCGGGUGGCGCACGAGAGGAGCUGCAGCGGCAACAUCGGUCAACUGGUUGGGUGGAUUCGUAGUUGUCCAAUUUACCAAGGUCGGCCUCGAUAACUUGCAAUGGCGAUUCUUCCUGAUGUUUGGCAUUUUCUGCUUCGCCUUUGGUCCUGUGGUUUACUUCUUCUACCCAGAGACAGCAAACAGGACACUUGAGGAUAUGGACCAGAUUUUUAUCCAGAACCCCUCGCCUUUUGUUUUCACAAGCCGAGCUGCGACACAGUCACAACGACCACUUGUGCUCAUUGAAGCGGAGACGGCACGAAUCGCUCAAAUUGCAAACAAAUCGCAGGAGGCUACCUUGGCUGGGAACGAGAAGACACCGUCUGUUUCAAUUGUCUAG